Acanthosepion pharaonis is the source of this 636-nucleotide messenger RNA. Lineage: Eukaryota; Metazoa; Mollusca; Cephalopoda; Sepiida; Sepiidae. The record is from the annotation of a GenBank genome assembly.
AUGAUUGUUAUGUAUUAUUUUCUUUCUUUCUUUUUUUCUUUGUUUUUUCAUUCUGUUUUUUUUUCUCUCUCCUUUAAUUCAUUCAUUUUUGUUUCUUUUCUAUUUGUUUUCUUCAUUCUUUCAUUCUUUAUUUCUUACUUUCUUUUAUUCUUUCCUUCUUUAUUUCUUUUCUUCUUUCAUUCAUUCUUUCUUUUAUUCUUUUCUUCUUUAUUUCUUUUCUUCUUUCAUUCAUUCUUUCUUUUAUUCUUUCCUUCUUUAUUUCUUUUCUUCUUUCAUUCUAUGCUUCUUUCAUUCAUUCUUUCUUUUUUGUCCCACAUUUUUGUGUUAUAUCUUGUCUUUUUCCGAACUUUCUUUUUCUUAUUCCCUUCUUCAUUUUCUUUUUCUCUCCCGCACUUUUUUAUUAUACCUUCUUGUACAUGUUCUUAUUCACUAUUCAUUUUUGAAGUAAUUGUAUUUUCUUUUUUUCUUUCUUUCUUUCUCAAGGACAUUCUUCUUUUUCUUCUUUACUCUUCCCACUUCUUUAUUUUUUAUAUUGCUGCACUUUCUUUCUUUCUUUCUUUCUUUCUUUAUUUCAUCCACUUUUUCAUCUAUACAUUAAUCUGUUUUUUUCUUCUAUUUCUUCCUUCUUAUUACUAA